AUGGAUCAUUGCAUUCAAGAUUCCAGCACACUAAGCAUUAAUGAAAAUGCAAUUAGUGUUGUUAGCUCCUCCAACUUUGGUGUUGCGACCCCUCUGAAGGUGAAUUCAUUAGCAGAACUGAUGGAUUUGAGAGGUAGCAAAGCACCAAACAUAAGCACUGGUGUUGUGGUUAGGCCCACUGGUCUUAUUUGUCGCCAGUCUCAAAUCCAAGGCAAUCCGCUCGUUGGCCAAGGACACGUUUUGCAACAAAUAACAAGUAAGUAUAACCUAAAUUUACCACCAGGACCGGAAGCUGGUGUUGUGUUUGGGGUAGAGCUGCAAAAGCAGUGCCAGAUUAGUCAACAUUUAGAUUUAGUACACAAGACCUUGACUCAAGAAAAAUGCAUCGAGAAUAACAUUUCAAUUUCGAAUUGUGAUGGUGAAAAUGGAGGCAUUGAUCUAAACCAGACACCCCAGCCUAGACCACCCAAGAAAAUUAGAAAGAAACAUCGACCCAAAGUAGUAAUUGAAGGGAAACCAAAACAAACUCCGAAACCUCCUCCUACUCACUCUACAGGAAAAAGGAAGUACGAACGUAAAAAUGGCAUUCAAACUUCAGAAUCCAAAGGCCGGCCUCCAUCCAAGAGAAAGUUAGAUUUUGAGUUGGAGAAUGGAUCGGAAAAGAAAGUUAAGCGAUUGAACUGCCACGAUAUUGCAGAAUUGUAUGUGCCAAUGACAUGUAUAGGGAACGAAAACACAGUGGGCAGAAAGAAACACCAACACCAUGGAGAGACUACAAAUAGUUUUUUUAAUGAAGUUGCUCUUGAGGAGUCAUUGCUUCUGGGAAAUAGGGGCCCACCACUGAGAGACCAUACCUUGAAUGUCAUUGCCAGGUCCUUCAAAAUGCAAAAUGCUAAUACAAACCAAAGUAUUGCUGCAAAUAGGAAUAGUCACUGUGUCAUUCAGGCACCGGAUGCAUAUUAUAAUAAUAAUAGUAGACUAUCAACUUUAUCGACUAUGCCUCAACUUGUGCAGGAGUUGAUGGGUGUAACUCAGACUCAAGCUGCUGACAAGAUAUACACCCACUCUUAUCCACCUACUAUCACGGACUACUCUAACAAUCUAUGGAACAAUGGUUUAUAUACAAGCGGGGGAAGGAAUUUUGAUAAAGCCUCGUCUGGCCUACUUUCUUCUGUGGUUACAACCCAAGAACAAGACUUUUAUGGACAAAUUGGAAGCAGCUGCAGCAGCAGCCCCUUGGCGUUUGCACCAACUUAUGACAUUACACCUCAGAAUAUAUCCACAAAUCAAGACAAUACACCCAACAACCUCAUUCCUAAUUGCUUCACCAACUACCCGAAUUUUUGUAAGGCACAAAACACAUACCAAAAAAACAACAAUACCAACUUUAUAAACCAAAAUCAAACAAAACCUAAAACCAUUCCAUUAAAUGAUAAAAUUAGUUCCACCGACCGUGUUGAGGUGAGCAGACAGACUGCUGCUGCUGCUGGACAGACAUCAUCUAACAAAAGGCCACAGUCUCAAGAGCAGUCCAAGAACAAAAGAAAUUACCGGAAUUCAGUCACAGUAUUUCAGGAAGACAAGUUGUUUUCUGUUGAUUACAUUACAAAGCUUUUGAAAGACUUAAACAUCAGUAACAACACACACAACACACUUGUCCCCUACAAAGGAGAUGGUGCUGUUAUUCCGUAUGAGGAAAUCGAUGUAUUAAAAAAACGGCGGGCACGAGCUAGGGUGGACCUUGAUCCUGAGACAAAUAGGUUGUGGAAUCUUUUAAUGGGUAAAGAAGAAGGUGAAAAAAUGGACACUGGUAAGCAAAAAUGGUGGGAAGAAGAAAGAAAAGUUUUUCGGGGUCGAGUUGACUCCUUCAUUGCACGAAUGCACCUAGUCCAAGGGGACAGGCGAUUCUCUAAGUGGAAAGGAUCAGUUGUUGAUUCUGUGAUAGGUGUUUUUCUCACACAAAAUGUCUCCGAUCACCUUUCCAGCUCUGCUUUCAUGUCUCUUGCAGCAAAGUUCCCUUUAAAAUCUACAGCUGUAUGUUGCAAAAGUCCAUUGAUUGAGCAACACCAUGAGGUUCGAAUAACACAUCCAGAUGGAAGUUCUUACGAGGACAAAAUUCUAAAGAAACCAGGAAAAAAGGUCAUGACCCAUUUAGUCGACCAUCAUACCAAGGACUUUGCAGAACCUAUUGCUUUUCAAUCCUAUAAAGCUGAAGAUGGGUUGAACCUCACCAAAAAAUGUAAUUAUCGAGAUGCCCCUCAACAACUCCACCAAUAUCUGGCAAGUUUAAAUGCCGAUGGACCUUUCUUUUGUCAUCAGCAAUUACAAAAUGCAACACACAAGCAAAAUGAAGGAGUAGCAAAUUAUCUCUAUCCUCUUCUCCCAUCUGCUAAAUACUGCCCAAACUUGUCGUUGAACGUGGAAAAAUGGGAAGAAGAUGUUGUUGCAUUCUUAGGAACAGAAAGCAUAUCAUCUUCUUUGGCUUCAACUUAUUUUGAAAUUACCACGGGAACAGUAGGCGUAAAUCACCCACAUCAUGAUUACAUAGGGCAGUGUUCAGAAAGUAGUUUUACCAGCAGACAAGAUGACGCCCAUAAAUUUCAACAAUCACCAGUAAUUAUCAGUAAUGCAACUCCAAACAAACAGCCUCCAUUGAAAUCUGUCUUUUCAGAUGAGUCUAGGAACAAGAAUGACCAACAUGUCAAAAUUCAUAAGGAGAGCUCAUUUUUAUCUGAUUCCAUGAAAGCUGCUGCCGAAACAUUGAGUACUUGGACGAGUGGUAUAGAUAUUUGUCAGCCUGAACCAGCUAAAACGGGCGAGCCAUUAAAUUCUUCCCACAAACAAGCCGCUAACUUGAGCUCCGCAAGAAAACGCAAGGUUGAGACGGAAAAGGUGGAACCAUUUGAUUGGGAUAGCUUGAGAAAGCAAGUGCAGUCAAAGGAAGGAAGAAGCAGCGAGAGAGAGGACUCUCUAGACUAUGAGGCAUUACGAAAGGCUGAUGUUCGUGAGAUUUCAGAUACAAUCAAGGAAAGGGGCAUGAACAAUAUGCUAGCUGAGAGAAUGAAGAGUUUUCUCAAUCGCCUGGUGAGAGAUCAUGAAAAAAUUGACCUAGAAUGGUUGAGGAAUGUUGAACCAGACAAAGCCAAGGAUUAUUUAUUGAGCAUAUGGGGACUAGGCCUAAAAAGUGUGGAGUGUGUACGUCUUUUAACACUUCAUCAUUUGGCUUUUCCGGUGGACACAAAUGUUGGACGCAUUGCUGUUCGACUUGGAUGGGUUCCUCUACAGACACUUCCUGAGUCACUCCAAUUGCAUCUUCUUGAACUUUAUCCAGUGCUUGAAUCAAUUCAGAAGUAUCUUUGGCCAAGACUCUGCAAGCUGGAUCUGGAAACGCUGUAUGAAUUACACUAUCAAAUGAUUACUUUUGGGAAGGUUUUCUGCACAAAGAGAGAACCAAAUUGUAACGCUUGUCCAAUGAAAGGAGAAUGCCGACACUUUGCAAGUGCAUUUGCCAGUGCAAGACUUGCUCUUCCGGGGCCUGAAGAGAAAAGUAUAGUCAGUUGUGCUGCUCCAGUCGCUCCCAAUAGAAGACCUAAUAUGAUAAUCAGCAGCAUAGAAAGUGGAAGAGAGCUGAGUGGGAGUUGUCAACCAUUAAUUGAGGAACCAACAUCUCCAGAGCCACCCAUCACUGAGGUUUUAGAGAGAGAUAUUGAGGAUGCAUGUUAUGAGGAUCCUGAUGAAAUCCCUGUCAUAAAGCUUGAUGUUCAAGAAUUCACCUCAAACCUACACAACUUUACGCAGAAGCAGUUGGAAAUGGGAGAAGCUGACAUGUCAAGAGCUCUAGUUGCCUUGAGUCCAGAAAUAACUUCUUUACCAAUACCCAAACUAAAGCAUGUCACUCGACUGCGGACAGAGCACCAAGUAUACCAACUACCGGACUCACAUCCACUUCUCAAAGGGAUGUAUAGACGCGAAACUGAUGAUCCAAGCCCUUAUCUUCUUGCUAUAUGGACUCCAGAAAGUAGAUGCAGUUCUGGGGAAGGGGAAGGUGGUGGUCUGUGCAACAAUGGAACAUGUUUUUCGUGCAAUAGUACAAGAGAAGCUCAUGCUGAAACAGUGAGAGGGACAAUUCUAAUUCCUUGCAGAACAGCAAUGAGAGGGAGUUUCCCUCUCAAUGGCACAUAUUUUCAGGUCAAUGAGGUUUUUGCAGAUCAUGAAUCCAGUGUGAACCCUAUACAUGUGCCAAGGAAUUCAAUUUGGAACCUGCCAAGAAGGACAGUUUUCUUUGGGACAUCUGUCUCAUCAAUUUUCAAAGGCCUAUCAACUGAAUACAUUCAAUACUGCUUCUGGAAAGGGUUUGUAUGUGUCAGAGGAUUUGACAAAAAAAGUCGAGCACCUAGACCUCUAAGAGCUAGAUUACAUCUCCCUGCAACUAAGUCGUCAAAGCCGUAA
Striga hermonthica is the source of this 4449-nucleotide messenger RNA. The record is from the annotation of a GenBank genome assembly. NCBI's taxonomy places the organism in Eukaryota, Viridiplantae, Streptophyta, Magnoliopsida, Lamiales, Orobanchaceae.